Messenger RNA from Impatiens glandulifera, 1990 nucleotides. RefSeq names its product chlorophyllide a oxygenase, chloroplastic. The coding region runs from base 5 to 1732 and encodes 575 amino acids. The record is from RefSeq and is a predicted model, not a curated record. Gene Ontology annotation, biological process: chlorophyll biosynthetic process. Gene Ontology annotation, cellular component: chloroplast. Lineage: Eukaryota; Viridiplantae; Streptophyta; Magnoliopsida; Ericales; Balsaminaceae. The transcript has 9 exons. Gene Ontology annotation, molecular function: iron ion binding; chlorophyllide a oxygenase activity; 2 iron, 2 sulfur cluster binding.
UACAAUGGAAACUUCACUUUCUUCAUCUUCUUCUUUGGAAAUCUGUACAGCUUCUCCGUCUAAGCUGCGAUCAACUGCCGUAAUGUCCUCCUUCGCUACGGCCGCCACUCUAUCUCUCCCGAUUUCCUACGGUCGAUCUUCAAAAUACGUUGUCAAAAAGAAUCUAGGAGCUAGGUUUCGAGUAUAUGCUAUAAUAGGAGAUGAUGCCAUGCUUGAAAAGAAAAGUACAUGGGGAAACCUUUUUGAUGUUGAGGAUCCACGGUCUAAAUUUCAAUUAUGUAAAGGAGAAUCUCUCGGUGUAAAUCAAGCCUUAGAUGUUGCUAGAUAUGAUCUUCAAUACUGCGAUUGGCGUGCUCGUCAAGAUGUUCUCACAAUCAUGCUUCUUCAUGACAAAGUUGUGGAAGUAUUAAAUCCUUUGGCUAGAGAUUAUAAAUCAAUUGGAACGUUAAAGAAAGAGCUUGAUGAAUUACAAGAACAGCUUUCUACAGCUCAUAGACAGGUACAUAUAUCGGAAACAAGGGUUUCAACAGCUUUGGAUAAACUAGCUCACAUGGAAGAAUUGGUUAAUGACAGACUUUUGCAAGAAAGAACUACAACUACAACAACAACAACAACAAACACAAUAGAAACAGCAACAGAGUCUGUCUGCUCCUCUUCUUCUUCUUCAUCGGAAGUGUCUUCAGAGAGUGCUAAAUCUAAGGUGCCUAGGAGAAGUCUGGACGUUUCUGGUCCUGUAAAACGAUACCAUCCCCGUCUCAAGAACUUUUGGUAUCCUGUUGCAUUCUCUAGUGGUCUAAAGGAGGAUACAAUGGUACCAAUCGAUUGUUUCGAACAGUCUUGGGUAUUAUUUCGUGGAAAAGAUGGGAAGCCUGGUUGUGUCCAGAAUACAUGUGCGCAUCGAGCAUGCCCUCUUGACCUUGGCUCCGUCAAUGAAGGGCGAAUCCAGUGUCCUUAUCAUGGAUGGGAAUACUCAACGGAUGGAAAGUGUGAGAAAAUGCCAUCAACAAGACUACUAGUUGAUGUGAAGAUAAAGUCAUUACCAUGUUUUGAACAUGAAGGGAUGAUAUGGGUUUGGCCAGGACGUGAACCACCAACUGCAACCCUUCCUAGUUUAUUGCCUCCUCCAGGGUUUCAAAUACACGCAGAGAUAGUUAUGGAACUUCCCGUGGAACAUGGCUUACUUCUAGACAACCUUUUGGAUCUUGCACAUGCUCCUUUCACUCACACAUCCACUUUCGCCAAGGGAUGGUCUGUUCCCAGCUUGGUAAAAUUCUUGACACCCGGUCCUGGGCUUCAAGGAUAUUGGGACCCUUAUCCAAUAGAUAUGGAAUUUCGUCCUCCUUGUAUGGUAUUAUCAACAAUCGGAAUAUCUAAACCAGGAAAACUAAAAGGACAAAGCACAAAAGAGUGUUCAACCCAUCUUCACCAACUUCAUGUUUGCUUACCAUCAUCUAGACAGAAAACACGGUUAUUAUACAGAAUGUCAUUAGAUUUUGCUCCAGUUCUAAAACACAUCCCUUUCAUGGAGUACCUAUGGAGACAUUUUGCUGAACAGGUUCUUAACGAGGAUCUAAGACUUGUACUCGGACAACAAGAACGAAUGAUCAACGGUGCGAAUGUGUGGAACUGGCCCGUUUCUUAUGAUAAGUUGGGGAUAAGAUAUAGGCUAUGGAGAGAUGCUGUUGAACAGGGAGCCAAAAGAUUGCCAUUUACCAAUCAAGAAGAUAACUAAUUUCACAUUCAAGACAACAAAAUGAUGAAAAAAGUAUUAACCUUGGAUUGGAAUGUACAGAAACUGUACACACUGUGUUCUAUGAUUUUUUGUGUACAGUUUAUUUGGAAUUUUUUUUGGCCCUUGCAUGAAGGGUGCAAGGAUUUAGAUAGAGGGUCCUAUAAAAGUCCUGAGAUGAGUAAAAGGUGGUUGUGUACAAUAUUAAAUGUCUCUGUUUUUUUCUCUUUCUUAUUUCAUUAAUAAGAAAAUGCAAUUCAU